CCGAAGAUGUUUGAGAAGUGUCUGAUUUUUAUUUUCUUGUGUCUUGCGCGGCUGAAUGCUGCAACUUUAUUGCUGUCCCUUGGGGCCAAGGACUUUCAACUUGAUUUUCUGCGCGAAGUGACCGACUUUGUCGAGCAGCGGGCCGAGCAAAGCCUCAACGAUUACCUGACCCAACUGGAGCACAAUCCGAAGAAUGAAAACUACACUAAAGAUUUGAAAGCUGCCCGCUCCUCACAGAACUUGCAGACAAAAAUGACACUUGUUAAGCAGCUGCUGGACGCUGAGCAUCAUCUGGACACGGAUCUGGAGCACACAUCCGUGCUCAGGAGUUUGAUAUUCCUCAACCGCCUUAAAUCCACUCUGAGAGCGGCCAGGGAUGCCAGUGCCCAGGAGAUCCGUCAGCUCCGACUCCACCGACUGUGCCAGCAAUUCCAGCGUCCAGUGCCCUUGAGCAGGAGUCGGUACAUCAACGAGCAAACCAUUGGAGCAGCACUGGAGCAGUUGAACUUGACAAGGGGAAGCGAUGCCAACUCCACCGACAUGGACCUCAACCAGUUUGGAUUGCAAUUGUACGAGAAGGUCAAGGUUUCUGGUGCCGAAAUCAUCAACAAUUAUCUACAAAUACUACGCGGUCUGAUUCAGGAUAUCAUGGAUGGGGACCACGCCGAUCUGUCUAACAGCAGCUCCCGGCUGAGGAAUGUACUGAACCAUUUGGAUACUAUGCUGGCCACUCAGGACUUCUUCGAGAAGCGGCAGAAGGUGUACGCGUAUCUGAAACUCCAUCUAGACACCGACUACGAACAGCUCCAGGAGUCCUCCAACCCGGAGCACCAUCUCACAGAGCAGCUGAUGGCCAAACUGCAGGCCAAGGGACUGGAUCUAUUCGUCAUUUUCCUCUUCAGCAACUUUGAGUUCUUAGAGCUGGUGCACAUGCACUGGGCUCAGAUGCUGCCACAGUUGCCUAACCUGCUGUACGAUGGCACUUCCCGCCAACUCUACGACGUGCAACAGCUAUACCAGAACUUUAUUCUGGACACGGAGAGCGAGGCCAAGUACCAGGCCUACUCCGACUCCCUGCGACGUCUGCACGAGCGCACCAUGGAGGAAGGGGAACGCAGCCACCACAUAUUCGAACUCCUCAGCAAUGCAGCACAAAAUGUUGGCAGUGUUACCUUCAAUAUGAUAAAGGCCAAGUGCCAGGAACUGAUGUGAAGAGAACUACAAAUAAAAUUUAUAAAAUGUAUAAAAAAAAGAAAAUUUAAA
This is a messenger RNA of Drosophila bipectinata, 1263 nucleotides long. RefSeq lists its product as uncharacterized. The record is from RefSeq and is a predicted model, not a curated record. NCBI's taxonomy places the organism in Eukaryota, Metazoa, Arthropoda, Insecta, Diptera, Drosophilidae.